AUGGCUCCCCGGGUGGUCUGGGUCCUGGUCGCGCUGUCCGGUGUGCUGAAUGUGCGCUCCUGCUGGGCAUAUACCUGUCCGACCAUCUGCCGCUGCAGCACCGACACUAUCCAGUGCAGCAGAGACACUCAGCUGGCCUCCCGGGCAGCAGCAACAUCCGUGCUUCGACUAAGACUCACUCAUCUGUCCUUGAAAGAAGUUCCCAGUCAUGCCUUCAAGGAGCUGAUCAACAUAACAAUAAUCGAGAUUUCCCAAAGCGACUGCAUCACGCAGAUACGGAGACAGGCGUUCCUCUCCCUCCACAGCCUGGCUCAAAUCUCUUUGCAGAAUAUCAACAGUCUGAGGAUCAUUGAAAAAGGUGCCUUCACUGACCUGCCCAAACUGGAAUAUUUGAGCAUCUCAAACACAGGGAUGAUACACUUCCCUGACUUCACAACUAUCUCCUCCUUGGUGCCCAAUAUUAUCCUAGAAAUGGCAGACAACAUGAGGAUCGACAGCAUUCCUGCCAAUUCUUUCCAGGGUAUCACAGAGGAGUACGUUGACAUGAACCUGGUUAGGAACGGGUUCAAGGAAAUACAAUCUCACGCGUUCAAUGGAACUAAGCUCAACACAUUAAUUUUAAGAGACAACACGUUUCUCAGUAUCAUUCAAGAAGAUGCUUUCAAAGGAGCCUCAGGUCCAAAUUCUCUGGAUGUUUCCUCCACAGCGUUGAUUUCCCUCCCCCCUAAAGGACUGAGGCAGGUGAGGUUUCUGAGAGCUGACUCUGCUUUCGCUCUGAAGAGUCUCCCUCCGCUGGAGAGCCUUGCCGAGCUGCUGGAGGCUGAGCUCACGUACCCCAGCCACUGCUGCGCCUUCCACACAUGGCGUCGCAAACAAAGGGAAAAUGCCUUGAAGAACUUCACAAAGUUGUGUGAUCUCAGCAAAACAGAAAUGGAGCCCACUGCAGAUGGUGUGAACGAUUUUAAUGACAUCAACUUCCAGUAUCCAGACCUGGAACUGGAUUGUCUCAACGACCCCUUCGUCAAGUGCACGCCAAACCCGGAUGCUUUUAACCCUUGCGAGGACCUGCUGGGCUUUCGCUUCCUGCGCUGUCUCACCUGGAUAAUCACAGUUUUUGCUGUGACUGGUAACCUGGCUGUGCUGGUCAUCCUCCUCAUUAGCCACCAUAAGCUAACCAUCUCCCGAUUCCUCAUGUGUAACCUGGCCUUUGCUGACUUGUGCAUGGGACUCUACCUGAUGCUCAUCGCCUUCAUGGAUCACCACUCCCGUCACAAGUACUACAACCAUGCCACUGAAUGGCAAACAGGCCCAGGAUGUGGCAUAGCAGGGUUUUUGACAGUGUUUUCCAGUGAGCUCUCAGUAUAUACACUGACUGUGAUUAGCCUCGAACGCUGGCACACCAUUACCAAUGCCAUGCAUGUAAACAAGAGGCUACGGAUGCACCAUGUGACAGCCAUGAUGGCAGCAGGCUGGGGCUUCUCUCUGCUAGUUGCCCUGCUCCCUCUUGUGGGGGUCAGCAGCUACAGCAAAGUGAGCAUCUGCCUUCCCAUGGACAUCGACACACUGGGCUCUCAGGUUUAUGUGGUGGCUGUGCUCAUUCUCAAUGUUGUCGCUUUCCUGGUGGUCUGUUACUGUUACAUAUGCAUUUAUCUCAGUGUCCACAAUCCGGAGCACUCUUCACGCCAUGGAGAUACUAAGAUUGCUAAACGCAUGGCUGUGCUCAUUUUCACUGACUUCAUUUGCAUGGCGCCCAUCUCCUUCUUCGCCAUCUCUGCGGCCCUGCGGAUGCCCCUCAUCACAGUAUCUCACUCAAAGAUCCUGCUCAUCCUUUUUUAUCCCAUCAACUCCCUCUGCAACCCUUUCUUGUACACCAUCUUCACGCGGGCCUUCAGGAAGGAUGUGUGCCGGCUGUUGAGUCGUUGCGGCUUCUGCCACACAAAAUCUGACUUUUACAGGUCGCAGAUUCUGGCUUCACAUCUCACCCGUAAACAGAAAGUGUCUCCCAGUAAACCUCACUCACUUAGCUUCUAUUCCUAUAUUAAGAGGAAAGGUUGCUUUCUAAACAAGGGAACCACAUGA
Molecule: messenger RNA, 2079 nt
Organism: Scomber scombrus (Atlantic mackerel)
Lineage: Eukaryota; Metazoa; Chordata; Actinopteri; Scombriformes; Scombridae
Product: lutropin-choriogonadotropic hormone receptor-like
Exons: 11
Coding region: 1-2079 (692 amino acids)
Biological process (GO): follicle-stimulating hormone signaling pathway; male gonad development
Cellular component (GO): membrane
Molecular function (GO): follicle-stimulating hormone receptor activity; luteinizing hormone receptor activity
Source: RefSeq, a predicted model, not a curated record